This is a messenger RNA of Peniophora sp. CBMAI 1063, 2403 nucleotides long. The record is from the annotation of a GenBank genome assembly. Lineage: Eukaryota; Fungi; Basidiomycota; Agaricomycetes; Russulales; Peniophoraceae.
AUGUCGUCCGCUGAAGAGGAUUCCAACGACGCUCGCGACGCGAAGAAACGCAAGGUGCAGCGAGCCUGCGAUGUAUGUCGGCGCAAGAAAGUCCGUUGCGAUGGUGGCUCAAUGCCUGGAAACCGAUGUUCGAACUGUAUCGCGUACAACUUGGAUUGCACUUAUGUCGAGGCGGCCAAGAAACGCGGCCCUCCCAAAGGUUAUGUCGAGAGCUUGGAGAACAGGCUGGAGAAGAUGGAAUCGCUCUUGAAUCAGUUGUGUCCCAAUGCCGAUUUCAGCAAAGAACUCGGCGCCCCGAUCGACAAGGAGAGCUGGGCUCGCGACCGACAGUCUGAACACCGACAUUCUAUGUCUUCGCGAUCUGGUGUCUCUUCGAUGACAUUCGGCUCGGGUUCAGGGACGACUCCCGUCCACAAAGUUAACGUUGAACAUCUUACAUCCGACGAGGAGGACGCGCUCCAGAUCGACGAGGUCAACAAGAAGAUGGCCAAUCUCUCUGUGGGCUACCGGUUCUUUGGCAAAUCCUCCGGCGUGCGACUCGUCAAAACGGCACUUGACUUCAAGUCCGAAUAUUCUGGCAGGGUCGUCGACGAACGCGACUUCCAGCGCGGCCAGAGGGACGAAUUUUGGACCGUACAUCCGUGGGAGGUUCUAUGUCUGGACAACCACGAAUUCGCUGGAAUGCACCACCUUCCACCACCGGAUCUUCUCGAGUCCCUCAUCGACCUCUACUUUGAGCACUCGAACUUGGUCUACCCGUUACUGCACAGACCUACGUUCGACAGAUUACGUGCAGAAAGCUUGCAGUUCAGCGAUGACUCCUUCAGCAGUGUUUUGCUCCUUGUGUGCGCUAUCGGCUCUCGCUGGUCUACGGAUACUCGGGUACGGCUGGACGACACGACUAUGUGGUCGUCUGCGGGCUGGAAAUACUUCCAGCAAGUGCGAAUGGCGCGCAAGUCUUUCCUCGUCCCUCCAUCACUGUACGACGUCCAGAUCUUUGCCCUGGGAUGCCUCUUCUUGAGCGGCUGCUCCGCCCCACAAGUCUGCUGGACGAUGUGUGGUGUGGGUAUACGUUUCGCGGAGGAUGUGGGUGCGCACCGGCGGAAGGUGUACAGCUCUACCCCACGGGUCGAGGAUGAGUUAUGGAAGCGUGCUUUCUGGGUUCUUGUCGUCGUCGACAGGUGGAUGAGCGCGUCGUUAGGCCGCCCAUGCUCGAUCCAAGAAGAAGACUUCGACCUGGAUCUCCCCGUGGACGUCGACGACGAGUACUGGGAGAACUCGGACCCCGCCUUGGCCUUUCAGCAGCCGCCCAAUAAGCCGUCGAAGAUUGCGUACUUCAUUGCCUCCAUCCGACUGAACCAGAUUGUUGGCUUUGCCCUACGAACCAUAUACUCUAUCAACAAGAGUAAGGCUCUUCUGGGCUUUGUCGGCGCGGAGUGGGAGCAAAGAAUUGUGGCGGAACUCGACUCGACGCUCAACAAGUGGGUCGACGGGGUGCCCGGUCAUCUCCGCUGGUCUCCAUCUCCGGAACACGCGCCCUUUUUCGUGCAAUCCGCGGUACUCUACUCGCAGUAUUAUCAGCUGCAAAUCAUGGUGCACCGCCCGUUCAUCCCCACAGCGCAGAAGCCCAGCAAGCUGUCUUUCCCGUCCCUCGCGAUCUGCACGAAUGCCGCCCGCGCUAUCAGCCACAUUGCGGAUGCCGCCCGGAAGCACUUCCCUGGGCGCGCAUUCCCUGAUCUACAGAUGCCGUCAUUCACCGCUGCCAUCGUCCUUUUGCUCCAUAUAUGGGGUCACCGGCGGGCAGGUCAAACUUCGUCGGGCAUGGACUACACGCAAGAGAUGCAGAGCGUGGAGAAAUGCAUGAACGUCUUGAAGGAUACGGAAAAGCGAUGGCAUACUGCAGGACGUCUCUGGGACACCAUACCGAAACAGCAGCCUUCGCCCUUCAUGUUCGAGCCUCUCCCCAUGAACACGGACGAGCUUGGGCGUAUGGCUGCUCCCGGUCAAUGGGGCGGACCCCUAUUCCCUACACAACCUGCCGCCAGUCAAUUCGAUCAGAGCCUUGGCGCAGUACCCGGCAGUAACGGCCUCGUUCCCGGGGGCGUUGGUGUUGGUGUGGAUCCUGCCGCACAAAACAUGAACGUCGGUGGGUUGGGUGGCCCGUCGCAGAUGAACAUGUUCGACGCGUUGCUUGCGGGAAUGCCGACUGGGAUGGGAGCGGACGUUGCGAUGGACCCGAUGGCCGGAACUGGGAUGAAUAGUAUGAACAUGGAUAUGUGGAGUAAUAUGCCGACUGGAUACGGGUUCGACGACUGGGGCUCGUACAUCAGUAAUAUGGCUGGACAGCCGCAGCAGACGCCGGGCCAGGAAAUGCCGGGUCAAGGUCAGUCCAUGCCUCGCUGA